AUUUUAAUUUUAAAUAAACACUUUAUCGCUUUCUUCUGCAACCCGGAAAUACUUGUUUGUUCUUCAAACACAGUCUGCUUCAGUCAUCACCAAACCGCGUCUUCUCUCCUUCGUUCGAAACGCAUUUUAUGAGUUAUUGAUGAAAAAUAAUUUAUUGUUUUGCAUUGUGAAACUUAAACCUGUUUGGUUAAUUUGAUUUCUUUGAGGAGAAUUGAAAAAGUAUGGAAGGGUUAUUGAAUUCUUUAGUUAACCAAAGUUGUUUAAAACCCAUUGGUUUCACCCCAAGAGUUAGUUAUAAUUUCCCGGUUAUCACGAGAACUUGGCGUUUAGAUCGAAAACUUGAUUCAUGUACCAUGAAAAUUGGUUAUAGUGCCGGCGGGGGUAGAGUAGCUAGAGUUGCUGCACUGGAUAAUGAUGAUAACGGAGAGGAGUCUGAUAUGGAUUGGGAAUCGGAGUUUAUAGGGGAAUUGGAUCCGUUUGGUUACCGUGCUCCGAAGAAAAGGGAAAAAGAACAGAAAUCAGAUUUGCUUGAAGAUAUUGAUUUGGAUUGGUGUGUGAGGGCAAGAGAGGCGGCGCUGAAAUCGAUUAAAUCGAAGGGUAUGACUCAUGUGAUGGAAGAUUUGGUUACUGUUAAGAAGAAGAAAAAGAAGACUAAGAAGACAUUGGUAAGCAAGAAGAAAAUAGAUAAGAAAAUCGAUGAAAUAGAAGAUGAACUUGGUUAUAGUUCAGAGGAAGAUUCUGGACUUCCACAGUCAAAGGAAAGUGAUUUGAAAAGGAAAGUGAGUUUGAUUGCAGAUGGAAUGUUUGCGGAAAAUACGGAGAAAAGGAUGGAAACAUUUUACAAUAGAUUGUCUCAGUUCUCUGGGAUAUCUAACCGUAGAAAAGAAAUCAACUUGAACAAAGAGAUCAUUGAGGCACAAACUGCGGAAGAUGUGUUGGAUGUUACUUACGAAACAAUUGUCGCGGUUGCAAAAGGAUUAAGCCCCUCACCUCUCUCCCCUUUGAAUAUUGCUACUGCUCUUCAUCGCAUUGCUAAGAAUAUGGAGAAAGUUUCUACCAUGACAACUCGAAGAUUGGCUUUUGCUCGACAAAAAGAGAUGUCUAUGCUUGUCGGUGUAGCAAUGACAGCCUUACCUGAAUGCUCAGCUCAAGGAAUCUCAAACAUAGCUUGGGCGCUGUCCAAAGUUGGAGGCGAACUGCUUUACUUUUCUGAAAUGGAUAGAAUUGCUGAGGUUGCACUGACCAAAGUCGAAGAAUUAAACUCUCAAAACAUUGCUAAUAUUGCAGGUGCUUUCGCUUCAAUGCAGCAUUCAGCUCCCGAUCUUUUCACAAAAUUGUCGAAAAGGGCUUCAGAAAUAAUUCACACCUUCAAAGGGCAAGAGCUUGCACAGCUUUUGUGGGCUUUUGCAUCUCUUUACGAGCCUGCUGACGCUAUGUUUGAUUCUUUAGACAAACUCUUCGAAAGCCAUAGCCAAUUGAGAAGUUUCAUAGGUGAAAAAACAUCAAAUAGUUAUGAACAAACCAAUGUAGAAUCUGUUGAUCGAAACGGGGACUCAACUUUACUUACUUUAAGUAGGGAUCAGCUUGGGACUAUAGCUUGGUCCUAUGCUGUUUUUGGGCAAAUGGAUAAGAGUUUCUUCUCUUAUGUCUGGAAAACUCUCAGCCAUUUUGAGGAACAAAGGGUUUCGGAGAUGUUUAGGGAAGAUAUCAUGUUUGCUUCUCAGGUUCAUCUUGUAAACCAGUGUUUGAAACUUGAAUUCCCGCAUCUUCAGUUGUCAUUAUGCGGUGAGCUUGAGAAUAAAAUUGCGCGUGCUGGAAAAACUAAAAGGUUUAAUCAGAAGAUAACUUCUUCGUUUCAGAAAGAGGUUGGUCAUCUUCUUGUUAGCACUGGACUUGAAUGGGUGAAAGAAUAUGUUGUAGAUGGCUACACUUUGGAUGCUGUGGUAGUUGAUAAGAAGGUUGCUCUGGAAAUUGAUGGUCCAACUCAUUUCUCAAGAAAUACUGGUGUUCCUUUAGGACAUACCAUGCUAAAACGCCGAUACAUUACUGCUGCUGGUUGGAAACUCGUAUCAUUAUCCCAUCAAGAGUGGGAGGAACUUCAAGGAGGAUUUGAACAAAAGGAGUACCUUAGAGACAUUCUUAAAGAUCAUUUAGAUAAAAGAUAUGCCAACACUACAUUGACAGAGGUAAAGUGAUCAUUCAAUGUUUUUUGCGAGGUAUCAUGAGUUCUGUAAGUUUAAGUUGUUAUGCACCUUGAUAAAUUUUAGUAUAGGGCAUGUAUAUCUGUUAGAAAUUCUAAAUCUCAAGAUCAUCUAAAUUAUAGUUAUGGGUGUAGAUUUGUUGAUAAA
This is a messenger RNA of Trifolium pratense (red clover), 2348 nucleotides long. RefSeq names its product RAP domain-containing protein, chloroplastic-like. Gene Ontology annotation, biological process: mitochondrial RNA processing; chloroplast rRNA processing; regulation of mitochondrial mRNA stability. Lineage: Eukaryota; Viridiplantae; Streptophyta; Magnoliopsida; Fabales; Fabaceae. Gene Ontology annotation, molecular function: RNA binding. Gene Ontology annotation, cellular component: chloroplast; ribonucleoprotein granule; mitochondrial matrix. The coding region runs from base 222 to 2195 and encodes 657 amino acids. The transcript is spliced from 4 exons. The record is from RefSeq and is a predicted model, not a curated record.